Molecule: messenger RNA, 798 nt
Organism: Cavia porcellus (domestic guinea pig)
Lineage: Eukaryota; Metazoa; Chordata; Mammalia; Rodentia; Caviidae
Product: speckle-type POZ protein-like
Exons: 2
Coding region: 1-798 (265 amino acids)
Biological process (GO): regulation of proteolysis; proteasome-mediated ubiquitin-dependent protein catabolic process
Cellular component (GO): nucleus; cytoplasm
Molecular function (GO): ubiquitin protein ligase binding
Source: RefSeq, a predicted model, not a curated record
AUGCCAGCCAGUGAAUUUAAAGAAUCUGAAAGUCAUAAGAUUACACUGGUGGAGGCGCAGGAAGAUGGGGUCUCCCAUGUAAGGAAAAGAGAUUUUAUUUUGGAUGCACCCAAUGGGCUACUCCCCAAUGACAAGCUGACCCUCUUCUGUGAGGUGAAAGUGACACAAGACUUCACCAAAAGUUUUAGCCUGAAUAACAAGAAUAUGGUGAAGGCUUCUGAGCACUGGUUAACAAGUGAUCUAGCAGGGCUAUGGAAGAAUUCCCUGUUGGCAGACUGUUGCUUGUUGGUGUCUGGCCAGGAAUUCCAGGCUCACAAAGCCAUCUUAGCAGCCUGCUCUCCAGUUUUCAGGGCCAUGUUUGAACAUGAAAUGCAGGAGAGCAAGAAUAAUCAAGUUAAAAUCAGUGAUAUGGAGCCUGAAGUUUUCAAGGAAAUAAUGUUCUUAAUGUACACAGGAAAGGCACCAAAACUCGGCAGAAUGGCACCUGAUCUGCUGGCAGCUGCAGACAGGUGUGGCCUGGGGUGCCUGAAGCUCAUGUGUGAGAAACACCUCUGCUGCAACCUCUCUGUGGAGAAUGUCAUAAAAAUCCUCAUCUUGGUUGAGUUCCACAAGGCACAUCAGUUGAAAGUUUGUGCAGUGGAUUUCAUCAACUUGCAUAUUUCUGACAUCCUGGAGAAUGAGCAGUGGAAGUCCUUAGUGGUGUCACACCACCAAUUGUUGGCUGAAGCCUAUCAGUCUCUGGCUUCCAUGCAGUGUGCUUUCCUGGGACCCCCAUAUAAGCAUGUAAGGCUGUCCUGA